Molecule: messenger RNA, 1260 nt
Organism: Oldenlandia corymbosa var. corymbosa
Lineage: Eukaryota; Viridiplantae; Streptophyta; Magnoliopsida; Gentianales; Rubiaceae
Source: the annotation of a GenBank genome assembly
GUUUUAUUCUUUUUGGUGGAAAUUAUUAUCCAAUUUUAAAUUUUCAUUUUUAGGUGCUUUUGCCGACGCAAUGCUAGCCUGAAAUUACAGUUUAACCCCUCGGGCUCCUUUCUGUUCCUCCUCGCUAAAAUCUCAAAACCCCAUAGCUAGAGAAAGGAAUGGAACCACCACCAGCAGCGGCGGUGAUGGACUGUAGAAACUGGAACGAAGAUGCGUAUCGCGAAUCCAUUUUAGAGCAGCGAGAAACGCUUUCCCGAACCAUUUUCCGAACCGCAUAUCCAUCAUCAGGCCCUAAUUCUACCGGCUCAAAGCAGCUCCCCGACCUCAUAGUUACUGCCGGCAGCGACGGUUCUAUCGCUUCCUACUCCAUUUCUUCCUGCAUCGACAUCGGGUAUGGAGAUGCUGUUAGUGCUAACAAGGCAUGCUGGACCUGCUUAUGAUGUGAAAUUUUAUGGCCAUGGCGAGGAUGCAUUGUUACUCAGCUGUGGAGAUGAUGGUCGGAUUCGAGGAUGGAAAUGGAAUGAAAUUUCAGAUUUUGAGUUUCUUAGGCAAGGGGGAAACAUGAAGCCUGUUCUUGACCUGGUUAAUCCUCAACACAAAGGACCCUGGGGUGCCCUUUCUCCAAUACCUGAGAACAAUGCCAUUGCUGUCCAUACACAGGAUGGAUCUGUUUUUGCUGCAGCUGGCGACUCUUGUGCCUAUUGCUGGGAUUUGGAGACGUGUAAAAUCAAAAUGGUUUUCAAGGGCCACUCGGAUUAUCUACACUCAGUUGUUGCUCGACCCUCUCGUAGCCAGGUAAUCACUGGCUCAGAGGACGGGAAAGUUCGAAUAUGGGAUUGCAAAAGUGGAAAGUGUACGCAAGUACUUGAUCCAACGAAGUACGAGAAUUUGAAAGAACCUUAUAUCAGUUGCAUAGCACUAGAUGAAAGUGAGAGCUGGUUGGUGUCUGGAAGUGGUAGAUCAUUAUCGCUUUGGAACCUUCCUGCUUGUGAAUGUGUCUCAAGGAUCACCACGAGGGCUUCCAUUCAGGAUGUUGUUUUUGAGAAAAACGAAAUUUUAGCUGUUGGAGUGGAAGCUUUACUGAGCCGAUAUAACAUGAACGGAGAUAUUGUUUCGCAGAUACAGUGUGCUCCCCAGUCAUUGUUCUCUGUCUCCUUACACUCUUCUGGGGUGGUAGCUGUGGCUGGUUAUGGAGCAUUGGUGGAUAUUAUCUCACAGUUUGGAAGCCACUUAUGCACAUUCCGGUGCAAAGGACUGUAG